AUAUCCAAACAGAAAUCAACACACACACACACACACACAGUUCUCAAAUGCCCUCUCUUUCUACAUAUACUAUCACACCUCUCUCUCUUUAGUCCACCCCUCCUUUCUCUUCUCUGAGCUAGAUUCCUUAUAUAGUGUUUGGGUUUCAUUUUCCUGGAAAAUAUAUUGCUUUCUCCAAAUACAAGUGCUUCUAGUACUGUCAUCAAGGGAGGAAUCUUAUUUCCAUCCUGUUAAUUUUCUUGCAUUUUCCUUCCAACUUUCCCGGAAAAUUAUGGAGGAUAAAAAGUUAGAGCUGAGACUUGGCCCUCCAGGAGGAGAUCAGGACAAUGCUCUUCUCUCUCUUGGUUACACUUCUUCCAUGUACAACAACAACAAUAUCAAUUCAUGUGGAACCAAAAGAGGUUUAGUAGGAGAGAGAAAUUGGUUGAUUAACAGUAAUUCUACUGUUAAUGCAAAUUCAGCUGUGCCCAAUUGCUCAGAGAAAAGAAUCGCGGUAGCUCCGGUUGUGGGGUGGCCUCCAAUUCGCUCCUUUCGGAAGAAUCUUGGAGCCAGCAGCUCUCCGAAAGCAGCACCAGAGUCACCAAAUGGUGUGCCAAAGGAUGGAAAAUCUGAAAAUCUCAAAAACAGUUUGUUUAUGAAGAUCAAUAUGGAUGGAGUUCCAAUUGGAAGAAAAGUUGAUCUCAAAGCCUAUGAAAACUAUGAACAACUCUCCUCAGCUGUAGAUGAGCUCUUCAGAGGUCUUCUUGCAGCUCAAAGUGAUUCCUCUCCCUCUUCAAGGGAAAACGAGAGGGAGGAAACGAAAGCAAUCACCGGAUUAUUGGACGGAAAUGGAGAUUAUACUCUUGUUUAUGAGGAUAGUGAGGGAGACAGGAUGCUUGUUGGUGAUGUCCCAUGGCACAUGUUUGUAUCUACAGCGAAGAGGCUGCGCGUUUUGAAGACAUCUGAACUCUCCACUCUACAUCUGAGCUGCAAAAGGUGUUGAUUGAUCCUGCAUGAGAUGACAAGAAGAAGAAGAUUCAAAAAGAAAUUUCCAUUGUCCAAAGACCUGGCUUAAGAUUCCUAUUAUUAGUGUACUGACUGUGAGAGAAGAGAAUGUAAUUUGCAAUUAACAUUUUUUCUUUUUGUAAAAAAAAAUAAAACAAUAAAUCUUUGGGUAUUGAUAGUUUGCUUCUAUUGUAAUAUUGUCUCUCUUAUAUUGUAAUAUAUGGAAUCCUCUUUAGGUUUUAAUUUCUCUUGAUU
Messenger RNA from Cornus florida, 1239 nucleotides. Its product is annotated as auxin-responsive protein IAA26-like. Gene Ontology annotation, cellular component: nucleus. NCBI's taxonomy places the organism in Eukaryota, Viridiplantae, Streptophyta, Magnoliopsida, Cornales, Cornaceae. Gene Ontology annotation, molecular function: protein binding. The coding region runs from base 272 to 982 and encodes 236 amino acids. Gene Ontology annotation, biological process: regulation of DNA-templated transcription. The record is from RefSeq and is a predicted model, not a curated record. The transcript has 6 exons.